CCCAAGUCUGAGAAUUUCUCGAUCGCCAUCCUACUAACCGCCCAAACACCACAGCCAAGAUGACGAAGGGUACCUCCAGCUUCGGUAAGCGUCACAACAAGACGCACACUCUGUGCCGACGAUGCGGUCGUCGCUCUCUUCACAUCCAGAAGCAUGAGUGCGCUGCUUGCGGCUACCCUGCUGCUAAGACCCGGAAGUACAACUGGUCCGAGAAGGCGAAGCGAAGAAAGACCGUCGGCACCGGCCGAACCCGCUACCUCAAGGAUGUGUCCCGACGAUUCAAGAACGGCUUCCAGACUGGCCAGCCCAAGGGCGCCCGGGGCAUCAACAAGGAGGCUUAAACGGGGAUACCGCAUCCCUCUACCCUCCCUUCACCACCCUCUCACCGCCCCGUCCCUCUUCUCCCCCCGCCUGAACGGAUUUUGAUAAAGAUGGUGUGCGCACCACCGCACGGGAAACUGCUCCUCUCUUGGGGAGCUGGAUGAACGGCGGAGGGGGGAAAGAAAACUCCAGGCUUGGAGUUAACCACACGGUGUUGGUGGUGGACGGAGCAGGUGUCUGGUUUUAGGUUUCGCGUGGUUGAAAGGGGCGGCUGGAGCAUGGGCAUCGGUGUUUUACAUGUUUGAGCAAGGACAAAAAAAGAGGACCCUUUUUGCUUUUCUGAGAUUCCAAUAGGGAUUCGGUCACGAGGUUCUGAAAUGGCAUCUUGAUUCUGCAUGAAAGGUGCCCUGGCGGCUGAGAGGUUCUGGUGUGUGGGAGAAUAUGAGCCACAUGUGCAAUUGGCUUGUUGUUAAUGUGUGACGAGUCUUGAUGUGCUUUCAUGAGGCUUGAGCCAGUGAUCUAUUCGUUGAUAUGGAUUUCAACCGUUCUUUUAACCCAGCCCAAGUCAGGAGUCAUGCACGCCUCGCAGCUAGUUUUAUCCAACUCUUUUGCCCC
Messenger RNA from Fusarium vanettenii 77-13-4, 936 nucleotides. Its product is annotated as 60S ribosomal protein L37. The record is from RefSeq and is a predicted model, not a curated record. Gene Ontology annotation, cellular component: ribosome; cytosolic large ribosomal subunit. Gene Ontology annotation, molecular function: structural constituent of ribosome; RNA binding. Bases 60 to 341 code for a protein of 93 amino acids. The transcript has 4 exons. NCBI's taxonomy places the organism in Eukaryota, Fungi, Ascomycota, Sordariomycetes, Hypocreales, Nectriaceae. Gene Ontology annotation, biological process: translation.